AUGGCCGGUUAUACGCUUGUGCCAUUAGCUGGUGAGCGGAAAGAUGUAUGGAAGACAUUUGGUUUUAAAGUAGAUUCUAGUGGUGUAAUAACAAAUAAUAAAAAAGUUACUUGCCGUAACUGCUCACUGUCAAUAGCAUAUUCCGGUAACACAACAAAUCUAAAAUCACACAUACAACAAUGCACGAAAGUCCCUUCUAAAUCCGAAACAUCCACAAUAUCAUCAUUUUUUACAAGUUCUAAGUCCAAAUUGUCACUCAAUAGUAAACGCCACAAAGAGCUAACUAGAGAUCUACUGAACUUUGUUGUUAGAGAUGUACGGCCGUUUAAUGUUAUUGAAGGAAAAGGUUUUAGAGCGUUUAUGAAUUUGGCUAUUCCUGAAUAUGUUGUUCCAAGUAACACAACUAUAACAAGACUAUCUGAUCAUAUAACUUCACAAAAAAAAAUUAACUUUAAAAGCCAUCUUCAAAAAAUACCUAAUAUUUGCCUUACUAUUGAUUUUUGGACAUCACGAGCCGUAGUUGGUAUAACAUGUCAUUAUAUUGAAAAUUGGAAGUUAAAAAGUAGAGUGUUAGAGACGACAGUGAACAUUGAAGAGGCUCACACAUCAUCGAACAUUAUGAAUAAUCUCAAUACAAUCAUUAAGGAUUAUUGGGAAAUUGAUGGGAAAGUAUGUGUAAUAGUCUGUGACAAUGCACCAAAUAUGACUAAGGCGGUAAAAAUUUGA
Messenger RNA from Macrosiphum euphorbiae (potato aphid), 726 nucleotides. Lineage: Eukaryota; Metazoa; Arthropoda; Insecta; Hemiptera; Aphididae. The record is from the annotation of a GenBank genome assembly.